Penicillium alfredii is the source of this 2898-nucleotide messenger RNA. RefSeq names its product Helicase-like DEXD box c2 type. Bases 1 to 2898 code for a protein of 965 amino acids. The transcript has 11 exons. Gene Ontology annotation, cellular component: ribosome; large ribosomal subunit; nucleus. NCBI's taxonomy places the organism in Eukaryota, Fungi, Ascomycota, Eurotiomycetes, Eurotiales, Aspergillaceae. The record is from RefSeq and is a predicted model, not a curated record. Gene Ontology annotation, biological process: establishment of sister chromatid cohesion; translation; nucleobase-containing compound metabolic process. Gene Ontology annotation, molecular function: DNA binding; ATP binding; hydrolase activity, acting on acid anhydrides, in phosphorus-containing anhydrides.
AUGCAGGCUCUGUAUGCCUGUCUAGAGGAUGGGAAAGUCGGCGUAUUUGAGUCCCCCACUGGUACCGGAAAAUCACUCAGCUUGAUCUGUGGCUCUCUGACUUGGCUUCGGGAUCACAAGCGCAAGGCCUUCCAAGAGACCCUUGAUCAUACAAAAUGUGAUGACGGUGAACCGGAGUGGAUGGUAGAAUUCGCGAAAAAGGAAUCUCGCCGCGCACUCACCGAAAACCGUCGGGAAUUGGAAGUGCGACUGGCAAGGAUUCGGGAAGAGGAGGAUCGUCUGAAGGCUCGGGAAAUAGUGGAGCGACCUCGCAAACGGCAGCGAGUGGAUGAGCCAGCAGCUCAAUCCGACCCCGAGGACGAGGCUCAGUUUGUCCUUGAGGAUUAUGACAGCGAGACCGAUGACCGGAAGAAGCCGAGCGAUUCCGGGAAUUUCGAUGGCUUGUCUGCGAGCACGUUAGCUUUACUGGAGCGGUUCAAGGGCCAGGUGUCCGCGAAACCCGACGAGGAUGGCGAAGAGGAUGAAGUCAAAAUCUUCUAUUGCUCCAGAACACAUUCUCAGUUGAGUCAAUUCGCCGGGGAACUGCGGCGAGUCACGUUCCCAUCAAGCAUCCCCAGCGAUCUCGACAAAGACCAAAGCGAACCUUCCACGCUCGAGGAGCGCAUCAAACACCUUUCUCUCGGAUCUAGAAAAAACUUGUGCAUUAACCCCAAAGUACAGGCUUUGGAGAACAGCACUGCAAUCAACGAAAAAUGCUUGGAUUUGCAGCAGCCCGGCGUGGCAGCUGACAAGAAAUGUUCCUAUCUUCCGUCCAAGGACGACGAGGCCCUGGCUCUCCAAUUCCGAGACCAUGCCUUGGCAACAGUCAAAGACAUUGAGGACAUUGGUAAGGUCGGGAAGAAGCUGGGAAUCUGUCCCUACUAUGCAUCACGGCCAGUCAUCAAACACAGCGAAAUUGUGACACUCCCAUAUCCAUUGCUUCUUCAAAGAUCGGCUCGCGAGGCUCUCAACCUCUCCGUCAAAAACCAUGUAGUCAUCAUCGACGAGGCUCACAAUCUCAUGGACGCAAUCGCCGGUAUUCACUCCGUAUCUGUGUCGCUUUCUCAACUCCAGACUGCGAUCUCGCAGUUAACGACGUAUGCACGAAAGUUUAAGACACGGCUAAAGGGGAAGAACCGAAAUUACGUCGCCCAGGUGAUCAGACUGGUGAGCUCGAUUGCAGACCACCUCCAGUCAAUAUCUCAGCAAAAAGGGUCCCAAGAAGGCUCGGUUCAAUCUUCAGACCUCAUGGCGGGGAAAGGAGUCGACCAGAUCAAUCCCUACAAGCUGUCUCGAUAUUUACAAGAAAGCAAGCUGGCUCGAAAAGUUGACGGGUAUGUGGAAUCUUCGCAGCAACUGGAUCGAGCCCAAGACAAAACGGUGGUGCCCGUCCUAUUCCAUAUCCAAGGCUUUCUUCUGCCCCUGAUGAACCCGUCUGAAGAAGGAAGGCUGUUCUAUCAAAAGAAUCAAGACGAUGUGCUGUUGAAAUACAUGCUCUUGGACCCGACCAACCACUUUCGAGAAAUCGUCGAAGACGCCAGAGCGGUCAUCCUGGCUGGAGGGACAAUGUCCCCUAUGACGGAUUAUGUGCACCAUCUGUUUUCCUAUGUGCCUACAGAACGACUCGGCACAUUCAGCUAUGGCCACGUUAUUCCGCACACCAAUCUCGUUGCGCAGUCGCUUACCCGAGGAUUUCUGGGUUCCGAGUUUGAUUUUACGUAUGAAGCUCGAUCGUCAGAAAAAAUGAUCACCGACCUCGGACGAACGAUAGCCACUCUUUGCCAGGUCAUUCCGGACGGUGUUGUUGCCUUCUUCCCUAGCUAUGAUUAUCUGAGCCAUGUGUUGAGUGUGUGGAAGAAGCCUAUUCCAAAUGGAAACGGCCAAACCACUCUCAAUCUGAUCGAACGGAAAAAGAAGAUGCUCUACGAAUCGCGAGAAGCAGUGACCACGACGGAGGAGCUGCUUCAAGAGUAUAGCGAUGCCGUUGGUACAGGAACCGGUGCAUUGCUUCUGUCUGUUGUCGGAGGGAAGUUGUCUGAGGGUAUCAACUUCUCAGACCAAUUAGGACGGGGCGUCCUGAUCAUUGGUCUCCCUUUUCCCAACAUUCGCAGCGCUGUCUGGCAGGCGAAGAUGCAAUAUAUUGAGGACAAGAUUUACAGGCAGAGUACCGGAUCAGAAUCAGACCGGAAAGCCACUGCCAAAGCCGCGAGUCGGGACUUUUACGAAAAUUCCUGCAUGCGGGCUGUGAAUCAAUGCAUUGGGCGAGCCAUCCGACAUGUGGGUGACUACGCGGCUAUCCUGAUGAUCGACCGGCGCUUCCGCGAGCCCGGAUUUCAACAUCUGAGACGGAUAGCACUUUCAUCGCCCAACCCUCUGACCGGUCUUGUCGAGAACACCACCGCCGACAAGAUGCCUACCCGUUUCUCCCAGACCAGGAAGCACCGCGGCCAUGUGUCCGCCGGUUACGGUCGUAUCGGCAAGCACCGCAAGACCCCCGGUGGUCGCGGUAUGGCCGGUGGUCAGCACCACCACCGCACCAACGUCGACAAGUACCACCCCGGUUACUUCGGUAAGGUCGGUAUGCGGUACUUCCACAAGACCAAGCAGCAAUUCUGGAAGCCCACGGUCAACCUUGACAAGCUGUGGUCCCUCGUCCCCGCUGAGCAGCGUGAGGCCUACCUGACCGGCAAGAAGACCGACACUGCCCCCGUCAUCGACCUCCUCCCCCUCGGCUACUCCAAGGUUUUGGGCAAGGGCCGCCUCCCCGAGGUCCCCGUCGUCGUCCGUGCCCGCUACUUCAGCCGUGAUGCUGAGCAGAAGAUCAAGGAUGCCGGUGGUGUCGUCGAGCUGGUCGCAUAA